This is a messenger RNA of Diplodia corticola, 1689 nucleotides long. RefSeq names its product sugar transporter. Gene Ontology annotation, biological process: transmembrane transport. The coding region runs from base 1 to 1689 and encodes 562 amino acids. The record is from RefSeq and is a predicted model, not a curated record. The transcript has 5 exons. Gene Ontology annotation, molecular function: transmembrane transporter activity. Lineage: Eukaryota; Fungi; Ascomycota; Dothideomycetes; Botryosphaeriales; Botryosphaeriaceae.
AUGCCGUACUUCAUUAACCCGUUCCACAAACACGACGUCUCCGAGUUCGAGGGCGUGCUGAUUCCGCUCGCCGGCGCACCCCAUCGCAACACGUCGGUCGACUCCAAGGCCGCUGCCCACGAUGAGGCGAGCAAAGAGAAGGAUUCCACCGGCAGCAGCGAGUGGUCCGGUGGCCUGACUCUCGACUCCCUGCGUGCUGAGGUUGAUGCUGAUCUAGCAGCUGGCGGCGUGAACACCGCAUACGAUCGCAAAUCCAAGGUCAUCAACAAGGCCAUCCAGGACAUUGGCAUGGGCCGCUACCAAUGGCAGCUCUUUGCUCUCUGCGGGUUCGGCUGGACUGCAGACAAUCUCUGGCUCCAGGGCGUCGCUCUUACCCUCCCGCAACUCAGUCGCGAGUUUGACGUCGACGACAACACCAUCCGCUACACGACCCUGGCGCUUUUCACAGGCCUGUGCAUUGGCGCAAGCUUCUGGGGGAUCAUGUCCGACGUCAUUGGCCGCCGCCUUGCUUUCAAUUGCACGCUGUUUCUGGCUGGUGCCUUCGGUCUGGCUGCCGGCGGUGGCCACGACUGGAUCUCCACUUGCGCGCUCUUUUCCUGCGUCGGAUUGGGCGUUGGUGGCAACCUGCCCGUCGACGGAGCCCUCUUCCUCGAGUUUUUGCCGUUCGCGAGCGGAAACCUGCUUACCCUGCUGAGCAUUUGGUGGCCCGUCGGACAGUUGAUCUCGUCUCUAAUUGCAUGGGGAUUUAUUGCCAACUACUCGUGUGCUUCGGAAGGCCCCUGCGCAAAGGAAGACAACUGGGGCUGGCGCUACCUCAUUAUCACCUUGGGCGCUAUCACCUUCGCCAUGUUCGUCGCGCGCUUCUUCUUCUUCCAUCUUUUCGAGUCGCCCAAGUUCCUGCUCUCGCGCGGCCGGCAGGCCGAGGCUGUUGCCGUGGUGCACGGCAUCGCGCACAAGAACAAGGCCAAGACGUGGUUGACCGAGGAGAUCCUCAAUGAGAUAGGCGGCGACCCCGAAAUCAUGGUAGAGGGCCAGAAGCUUGGCACGGUGGACAUCAUCAAGCGCAACCUGAGCAAGUUCAGCGCGGCACGUAUCCGGCCGCUCUUCAAUGGUACGAAGCUGGGCAUCACGACGGUGCUGCUCUGGUUCAUUUGGGCUGCCAUUGGCAUGGGCUACCCGCUCUUCAAUGCCUUCUUGCCGCAGUAUCUUGGCAACAGUGGCUCGUCGUCGACCUAUCUGGUCUACCGCAACUACGCCAUCACGUCGGUGGUGGGCGUGCCUGGCAGCCUGUUCGCGUGCUACACGGUGGACAUCAAGUACAUCGGCCGCAAGGGCACCAUGGCCAUCAGCACCAUGCUGAGCGGCAUCUUCCUGUAUCUGUUCACCAUCAGCAGCGACUCCGACUACCAACUCACCUUCUCAUCUCUCGAGGCUUUCUUCCAGAACAUCAUGUACGGAGUCCUCUACGCCUACACGCCCGAGGUAUUCCCCGCGCCCAACCGCGGUACCGGCACUGGCAUCAGCUCCUUCCUCAACCGCGUCUUGGGCCUCUGCGCCCCCCUUGUUGCCAUCAACGCUGGACAGGCUAACCCGUCGGGUCCGGUGUACGCGUCUGGCGCCCUGUUCCUCGCGUCAUUUGUUGCCAUGUGUCUGCUGCCCAUCGAGACGAGAGGGAAGCAGUUCUUGUAA